Molecule: messenger RNA, 1828 nt
Organism: Hylaeus anthracinus
Lineage: Eukaryota; Metazoa; Arthropoda; Insecta; Hymenoptera; Colletidae
Exons: 2
Coding region: 359-1624 (421 amino acids)
Cellular component (GO): cytoplasm; nucleus
Source: RefSeq, a predicted model, not a curated record
CCGCCAUUGUUGUGAUUGGUGAACGUUCCAGAGAAGACGGCGUUCUUAGAUUGGCGCGCAUGCGCGUUGCGUCCUACUUCACGACGCUCUUCUUUCGAAUUUUGGGAGAACACGCAUACAUAAGAGCAACGCGACACAGGUAAUUGGUAAUAAUCAAAUGUAACGUAAGAAUUAUUUUGUAUACAAAGGGUAUUCGAAUGAACGAUUUGUCAAUAUCAAGAAAGGUGGAACAGUAUUGGCUAUAUUUAGCCAAAAAUGUAUGCAUAGAAUAUAUUUUGUGAGAAGUUUGAUAUCGAAAACUAACAAAAAUGACAGACUAUAUAGGUAAUUGUACUUAUACCGUGCACAAGUGCAUGUUAUGCCUAAGGCUAAGAAAAAGUCUUACCUUAAAAAGGUAAGGGAAAUGCGAGAAUAUAGACGAGAAAAAUUAAGAUCGGAAACGAUAGAGGAACGCACUGUUAGAUUGUACACCGCAGCAGAGAGAAUGAAAAACGCCAGAGCGAAAGAGACAGAGGAGCAGGCAGCGAUAAGAAGAAUGCAGGAAGCUCAGCGUAUGGCUAGGCAUCGUGCUAAAAAGAAGCGUUGUUUGGAUGAAAACUUAGCCAGAGAAAUUUCAAAAAUUGCAGAACUUUCAAAAAUGCCAGAUGCGGCAACGAUAGCUCAAAUGUCAGAAAUGAAUAUGAAUAAAAUUUCUGCAGAAUUAAAGCAAAUGAUGGAAAGGGGAAAAGUACCGGAACAUAUAGUUCAAAUGGCUCAACUCGCCGAGUUCAGCAAAAUGACCGAACUAAACAAAAUGUCUCAGGAUAUGGCUAAAAGAUACGAAAUGGAGAAAAUGGCAGAGUACGCCAAAACAACGGAAUACAUGAAGAUGCAGGAAAUUGCUAAAAUGUCUGAAAUUGCCAAAAUGAACGAAAUGGUGAAACUUUCCGAGAUGGCUAAAUAUAACGAUAUAACAAAAAUUAACGAGAUCGCCAAAAUGAACGAAAUGAUGAAGAUGUCCCAAAUGGCAAAGAUUAACGAAGUUCAAAGAAUGAACGAAAUAGCUAAACUAAACGAGAUGGUGAAGAUGACGGAAAUGGCUAAAUAUAAUAACGACAUAACAAAAUUAAAUGAAAUUGCACAAAUUAAUGAAAUGGCUAAAGAAAUUGCAAAAAUGAACGAAAAAACAAAAAUGAAUGAAAUGAUUAAAAUGGCAAAUAUACAGAACGAUAUCACGAAGAUGCCUGAAUAUUCCAAAAUGGCAGAAAUGGCAAAGCUGACAGAGUUGGCUAAACUAAAUGAAAUAACGAUAACAAAAUUAAACGAUCCCCCGCCACCAAAGGUACCGGAAAUUCCUCGAAUCCCUGAACCUGUGAUCACCGUGCCAAAUCCAAGAAAUUUGCAAAAUGUUCAAACCGUUCAAGUAGCCCAGGCUAGCCCAUCCAGUACGAUAAACUUCCCUACUGUACCCGGUCAGGGUAAAUAUGCUCAACUACUGGUUAUUAUCGAAGAACUUGGAAGAGACAUUCGCCUUUCGUAUGCUGGAAGUCGUAGCGCAGCCGAGCGUCUGAAGAUGGGCAUCCAGCACGCGAGAAUCCUCGUACGAGAAUGCUUACUGGAAACGGAACAUAAUGCACGGCAAUGAUCUGCCAAUACACUUAGCGAAUAGAUUUUUAGCAGAUUAUUUUAGAUAAUGCUAUGUACAUUGUAUGGAGUACAGCAGUAUAUUUUAAAGGGAGUGUCUUAGCAUCCGCAAAAUUGUGCAUAAAUAUCUAAUACUUACUAUUUCAUAUUUUAUACGAUUUUAUCAGUUGUUAAUAAAGAAAAGUGUAAAAGGUUGAGAAAAUAA